Molecule: messenger RNA, 3185 nt
Organism: Prosopis cineraria
Lineage: Eukaryota; Viridiplantae; Streptophyta; Magnoliopsida; Fabales; Fabaceae
Product: probable serine/threonine protein kinase IRE
Exons: 13
Biological process (GO): intracellular signal transduction; peptidyl-serine phosphorylation
Molecular function (GO): protein serine/threonine kinase activity; ATP binding
Source: RefSeq, a predicted model, not a curated record
AAGAACCUCCAAACUGAUGAUCGAUGUCGAGCAAUUCGCUGCCGCCAUCGCAUCUCUCUAAUACAUCGCCGACGAACCCUACCGGCUAUGAUUCCACUUCGAAGAUAUCAUCGCCGGCAUCCUCCAGAGCCAAGCUCCAGAAAAGUCCUCCGAUUCCGAAUCGGUGGACUGCGAUAGAGGAUGAAGGCGAGCAAAGGAACGAGGAGGCGGUACGUAAACUAGAACAGGAGCGAACCGAAGAAGCUAAUCCUACGAUUUUGCUUGCAUCCUCUUUAGGGCUCAAUCACAUUCGGACUCGCUCGGCUUCUUCGCCUCUUCGGUUUCCGUCCUUGGCUGGCGCGUCUCCCAGUUCGAGCAAGGAUUGCAUCGGAACUGAGGAUCGAAUUGUAGUUUCAACGGAUUUGGGAAAGAGAAUAUAUGGAACUCAAAGUAAAUUAUCGAGAGCUCCUUCCCAUGCUGUUCCUCUCACGCAGGGUAACGAUGACAUAUUUGCCAAAGAAUUGCAGUCCCCGCGCGUUCAAGCAAUACUGCGCGUCACAAGUGGACGCAAGAAGAAACCUAUCGAUUUCAAAAGCUACUCUCAUGAGCUCAACUCAAGAGGAGUCAAAGCUUUCCCAGUUUGGAAACAUCGUGUAUUCGGGCAUAUCGAGGAGGUUGAGGUUGCAAUCAGAACUAAGUUUGGAAAGCUGAAGGAAGAAGUAGAUUCUGACCUAAGUGCUUUUGCCGGAGAUUUGGUGGGACUACUGGAAAAAACUUUGGGGUCUCAUCCUGAAUGUAGAGAGAGCUUGGAGGAUCUGUUAAUUGUUGCCCAACAAUGUGCAAUGAUGUCGCCCAGCGAGUUUUGGAUGAACUGCGAAGCCAUUGUUCAGAAUUUAGAUGACAGGCGUCAAGAGUUACCGAUGGGGAUUCUCAAGCAAGCUCAUACACGCCUACUGUUUAUCCUCACUCGAUGCACACGUCUCGUGCAGUUCAACAAAGAGAAUGGCUAUGAACAAGAUCACAUUCUGGGUCUUCACCAACUCAGUGAUCUUGGCAUUUAUAGAGAGCAAAUUUUGCAUGCUGUAGAACAUAAAUCCAUUGGUGGAAACGAGAUGGCUGAGGAACAGCGAACCAAGUCUGCAGUUAAAGAACCAGACAGUCAGAUAACUCAAAUUCAAACUGAUCGGAAUGUGAAUACUGCAACUGACACUUCCAGAAGUGGUGAUUCAACUGGAAGCGGCUAUAAGAUUUCAUCCUGGAAAAAGUUUCCUAGUCAUAUUGAGAAAAAGAGUGAAUAUAAAGGUCAGGAUGCCGAAGAUUUGCCGUCGAAGGAAGAACAGGAUCAGGUUCAUGUCAAAGAAGAAAAUGUCGAAAACGUGGAUACUGAUUCAUCCAAUCCUGAACAGUCAGAACUAUCCUCCAGAGCUCAAAAGGUACACUGGGGAUUCUGGGGAGAUCCCCACAAUCUAACAUAUGAGAACUCAAUGAUCUGCAGAAUAUGUGAGGUUGAAAUACCAAUUGUGUAUGUGGAGGAGCACUCUCAAAUAUGCACUAUUGCCGAUAGAUGUGAUUUAAAAGGUCUUAACGUGAAUGAACGGCUUGAAAGAUUUGCCGAAACUAUUGAAAAGAUAAUCGAAUCAUGGACACCAAGAAGCACACCUAAAAGCACCCCAAAAAGUACCCCAAAAAGUACCGACGGUCCUGGAGAAAGCUUUGAGAAUGCGAGAGUAUCUACUUCAAGUUUGCAUGAUGAGUUCAAUGAUUUAUCUCUCGUGAGAAACAGCUUAUCUCGUCGAGGCUCAGAAGACAUGCUUGAUUCUGUUCCCGAAGCUGACAAUACUUUUAUUAAGGAUGAUCUGAACCUUUUGCCAAAAGUGUCAUGUGAAAAAUAUUUCAAACACGAUCAAUGCUCAAAGAUGUCUUCAGUCGGAAGCUUGACACCCAGAUCACCAUUAUUAACCCCACGAACAAGUCAGAUAGAAAUGUUAUUAAGUGGGCGAAGAACAAUAUUGGAACUAGAGAGUUAUUUCCAGAUUAACAAACUAGUGGAAAUUGCUCGUUCUGUUGCAAAUGUGAAUGACUACAGAUCUUUGAACUAUGUAAGUCGUCGCGUAGAAGAACUUAAUCUCACCAUUCAGGACAGAAAGGUCGAUGCUCUCAUUGUUGAAACUUUUGGGCGACGCAUAGAGACUCUCUUGUCGGAAAAAUAUUUAUCUCUUUGCGAUCAACUAGACAACGAAAAGGUAGACUCAUCGAAUGGCUUGGUUGAAGAAGAGAGUUCAGUGGAAGAUGAUACUAUUCGAAGCCUUCGUGCUAGCCCAAUUCACCAUUGUUCUAGGGAUCGAACCUCCAUCGAAGACUUCGAAAUAAUAAAACCAAUAAGCCGAGGUGCAUUCGGACGAGUUUUCCUAGCCAGGAAAAGAGCAACCGGAGAUUUGUUUGCCAUAAAGGUUCUGAAAAAGGCUGAUAUGAUCCGCAAAAAUGCAGUUGAAAGUAUUUUGGCUGAGCGAGACAUCCUUAUAUCAGUUCGAAAUCCCUUUGUGGUUCGAUUUUUCUACUCUUUCACUUGUAGGGAAAAUCUUUAUUUGGUUAUGGAAUUUUUAAAUGGUGGAGACCUUUACUCUCUAUUGAGAAAUCUAGGUUGUUUAGAUGAAGAUAUGGCACGUGUAUAUAUUGCCGAAGUUGUGCUUGCAUUGGAGUAUUUACAUUCCUUACAUGUAAUUCAUAGAGACUUGAAGCCUGAUAACUUGUUGAUUGGCCAAGAUGGUCACAUCAAGUUGACAGAUUUUGGGCUCUCCAAGGUUGGUCUUAUUCACAGCACGGAUGACUUAUCAACUUCAUCAUUUUCUACUGAUGAUCUUGUAGGAAAUGAUGAACCAAAAAAAGAUCGUUCUUCAAAAGUCGAACAACGUCAAAAGCAGUCAGUUGUUGGCACCCCAGAUUAUUUGGCACCUGAAAUACUUCUCGGCAUGGGACAUGGUGCAACUGCAGAUUGGUGGUCUGUGGGUAUCAUCCUUUAUGAGCUCCUUGUGGGUAUUCCACCAUUUAAUGCAGAACAUCCGCACCAAAUUUUUGACAAAAUAAUUAACAGAGACAUACAGUGGCCAAAUGUACCUGAGGAGAUGAGCUAUGAAGCAUGUGAUUUGAUUGACAAAUUACUCGCAGAAAAUCCGGUCCAAAGAUUGGGAGCAACAGGAGCUGGUGAG